Molecule: messenger RNA, 2076 nt
Organism: Myxocyprinus asiaticus (Chinese sucker)
Lineage: Eukaryota; Metazoa; Chordata; Actinopteri; Cypriniformes; Catostomidae
Product: transmembrane protein 235-like
Exons: 4
Coding region: 224-829 (201 amino acids)
Cellular component (GO): apical plasma membrane
Source: RefSeq, a predicted model, not a curated record
UUUCCUAGUAAUAGCGCAUCGCAUGUCAGCAUCUUGGACGGACAAUCAACAUCACUUAUUCCAGCUGUUGAAAAAAAAUGAGCGCGUUUCAUGCCAGCAGCUCUUGGGACCCUUCAGUUCAGCAUCUGAUCGCGUCGCAGUGGCAAUGUUUUUCGCAAAUGAUGUGAUUUUCUGGUUAGUUUUUGGGUUGUCUUGAAUCUGAAUCGCAUAUAUCCUGUCCGGUAUGAAAAUUGUAUUCGGCUCCGUGGUCGUCGGAGGGGGGUUGACGGGUGUUCUCAGUUUCAGCUGUUUGGCGCUCGCCAUUGGAACUGAAUACUGGUACAUCAUUGAAGACAAGCGCAUGAACCACACCGACCCGGCGCACACGCACUCUGGUCUUUGGGGAGUUACGGAUGAUGUCCAAAGUCAUACAGAAGACACUUCAAGAUAUUCAGAAUCAGAGAGGGAAAUGGAGAUCAUGCAUAGUGUGAUUGCCAUAUUACUGCCCCUGAGUCUGAUGAUGCUGGUGUUUGGAGCAAUCUGUGGCCUCGUCAGUUCUCUAGCCAGAAGCCGGACACUCCUGCUCGGAUCUGCUUCAUAUUUCCUUCUCUGCAGUCUUCUCACUCUCUCUGGUGUGAGUCUGUACAUCAGGUACUCUCAGAAGGCUCUCGAAGAGACUGAAAGGCGGAUGGGGCGUGAACAGAUGGCUCAGGUGCACACAUCAUUUGGCUGGUCUAUGGGCAUGGCCUGGCUCUCCUUUCUUCUGGAAGUGAUCACUGGGCUUCUCCUACUGCUGGCUGCCAGGUUGGCUCCUUUAGCCCAGUACGAAGAGUCAGUUGGUCCUAUAUAGCGCUACUCCCCCACCCCCACAUACAUGUCCAUUUCAGGCAAGGUAAAAAAGUAUUCGAUGUGUCUAUUUGCAUCCCGGUGUAAAUAGCAACUGCCACACAGGUAGGUAUUUGCACCCCAGUAGUCUGGUGGAACAGAAAUAUUAGGGAUGUAACAAUCCAUCGAUCUUGAUCGAUGCAUCGAUCAAUUAACCAACGAUGCGAUGUCAUCGAUACAACCAGGGCUGUAACCACAAUAUACUUUGAGGGGGAAAAUAAUCAGAAAUUGCGCAGAGCGGCUCACAUAUGCGAGUAAAUUGGGCUUCCCUCAAUAUCAUGGCACAUGCGACACAUUUGAAUUCUGCAUGAGAAUUUUCACUUUUAAAGUGCUUUGGAGCAAUUCAGCCAUGUCAAAUGGCUAAUGAGCCCCGAUAUUCUGAACAGAGCUGACGAGGUAAAGAGAAAACACCUGCCCUGCUGCACCCAAAUCGAUUAGAAGACUUUUCACAUCUUCUCAUCAACCUUACUAACAUUUAUCACAGUAAAAUGUAACAGAAUUUUUCAAUACAACCGUGGAAGUUGUAGCUAAGAAAAAACAGGGAUAGCACAUACUCUCCUGUUCUGGGUAUUUUGGAUUGAAAGACUUGAUUGACUGCUGUAAAGAUGAAAAAUUGUCACUGUAGUGUUUACCUCAUUCCACAAGGCAAUGAGCUGUCAUCAAACGAUUGAUGAUCACUUGUAUGUGAUUGUAUGACUAUUUUUUAUUAUUUAUUUAUUUUUUGUUUUAACUGAAGAACCUUAUUUUGUUGUGGGUGUUCCAAUGUGGAUACUGGAUUUGCAUUUUCAGAGAGCUCAAUAAAAUAUUAAAAUUAUAUUUUGGUUGUGUUUUUGACAUAAUAAAUGUAAUUGAUUAUGCAAAAUAGGCACAUAAAAUCAUUAUAUCGAUCACAGGCCCCUGAAUCUAAUCUAAUCGAAAUCAUAUCGUGGCAGACUUUGAGGUAUCGCAAACAUCGGAUCGCUGGCUAAGAGAAUUGAUACAAGAUCGUAUCAUGAUGAAACUGCUGAAUUAAACCCCUAAGAAAUAUACGACAAAUUAACCAAUAGUAGCGUGGGAUGUAAAGAUGGUGUGUGAAUGUGUAGUGUUGUCCUAGUGACCGCGGUUCUAAUUCUCCUUUUGUCCCACCUUUUGUCCCAUCCGAUUUCCUGUUUCCACUCUUAAUAUUUGGUUUAACCCUCUGGGGUCUGAGGGUGUUUUGGGCCCUGGAGAAGU